Vigna angularis (adzuki bean) is the source of this 1247-nucleotide messenger RNA. RefSeq names its product protein MAIN-LIKE 1-like. The transcript has 2 exons. Gene Ontology annotation, biological process: meristem development; meristem maintenance. The record is from RefSeq and is a predicted model, not a curated record. Lineage: Eukaryota; Viridiplantae; Streptophyta; Magnoliopsida; Fabales; Fabaceae. Bases 280 to 1005 code for a protein of 241 amino acids.
CCCUGCCGCAUCUCACUAAUACCCUAGAUCUACACCCCCUCCUUCCUCCCUCUUUUUCUCUCCGUCCUAUCUGGCAUCCGCUGCUUUGCUCGCCUUCGUCCGGCGUCCAGAUAUGGUUAAAACUAGAGGUGGAUAUCAUGGUGAGGCUUCAUCCUCUCAUAGUGAGCCAUCAGAUGAAAGAAGACGACCUACGGCAUCUGCUCGUAGAAGACGAGUAGAAGAAUAUCGCGUGGACGUUAUUCAUGAGCAUGAUAAUGAGGAGCAGGAAGAGUUUACAGCAUGGACAUAGUCAGGAUGAUUACGUUGAAGAGGAGGAUAUUCAGCAGCAGCAUGACUGUAAUCAACAAGAACAUGAAGGUGAAGGUGAAGAUGAAGAUGAAGACGAAGCUGAAGAUGAUGGAUUCCCAGGAGGUCCACAUGACACCUCCUUACUUACUCACUAUACCCAUCAUGUUGCAUUUGCCAUAUGGCAAGGCCGGGUUAGUUAUGAAUCUAAAUUUUAAUUGUUUAAUAAAUGUUACAUUUUUUUUAUAUAAUUAUGUUUGUAUUCAGGAUCGAAGGGGGAUAAAGGUUGUCACCCAUGGCAAAAAAUUGAAGCAUUUUGGAAUGUAUCAUGAGGCCAUUGAGCCUUAUAUCUCCAUGUCGGGGUUGGGUUGUUUAGUAAACCUCUCAUACGAGUAUGCCGAUCAUGGAUUGAUCGUUGCCCUUUCGGAGAGGUGGCACAUAGAGACUAAUACUUUCCACCUACCGAUAGGUGAGAUGACCGUCACAUUAGAUGACGUUAUGAAUUUGCUCCACCUACCCAUCAUGGGACAAUUUUGUGAGGUUGAGGAGUUAGAGUAUGAUGAGGCUCGAUCUCAUAUCAUGGAGCUGCUUGGUGUGGACCACGAUAAAGCUUCAGCUGAGAUGAAACAGUCACGUGGUCCAAAAGUUAGGCUCAGCUUCUGCUUUAUGUUGACAUUUUCACCGAUGUCAACCUUGUUGAAUCUUUCUUGUACCAAUUGAACUUCACGGUCAAUGCUAAACUCUGGAAGCGAUUCAUUAGAAACAAUACCUGAAAUGCUUAAACGGGUCCACAUAACAUGAAUUUCACCAAGUGGAAUUAUUCCAGGUUGAUAUCGUGCUAAUACACACGCACAUGGUAGGCCGUAUGUUGAGCUCAAAAUGCAUCCACAACGACCACUGUCCAUACCUAUUUUAUUGACUCGCUCAAUUUCAUCAGCAAUAAGUCCUAAAGCGUAUCGUGA